GUGACGAUAAUGAUACAUUGUAGUUUUUUUUUUGUCACGAAUGACAAUAAUGGUGACGAUUGUGCAUUGUACCAAAUAGUAUACAUUAGUAUAAAUUUGAUCUGUCACAAAAAGUGAUUUCUGUGACAAAUAUUGUCAUUACAAAAUACAACAAUGGCGUGGAUUUGACUCGUAACACAAUACAUUUUACAUAAAAUUUGUCACGUAUAACUCAUUUAGUGACAAGAACUAUGGUAAUAAAAAUAUUAUUGGAGAGUCUUGCACACAGUUCUUCUGACGGAUUAUGAGUCUCAUCGGAAUGAUAUACUUCAUCUAUCGAUUGGGAUCUUAUCUCAUCACUGUCAGAGGCUUGUCAUUCUUGAGUUUCCCUUGCCCUUUUGGCCGAGUAAGCAAUAUAAUCGGAGCUCAUGAUUCCUAUCAAAACAAAGCUUCAUUGUUAUAAGGGGAAGACUAUAGGAGUAGUUUCUUAAAUUAGUUAAUGUGUAUCCCAGGAAGAAGAGCACGUGGAAUAAAACUCUGAAAAUAAUAUUAGUUUUAGGAAGAAGAUUUGUACAAUACCUAAUUAACAGUAUGUUAACACUAACAAAAACUUCAAUCGAGAGAGCAGUGUACUUGAGUCUUGAGAUUGACGGUAACGAGGAUGGCAUCUAGGAACAGGAGAUGACGAUGGAACAGAAGCAGGGUUUUGCAGAAGAAGGACUUCGGCAGAUGAAGGUUUUUUAUUCUAUGGGAAAGAUUGGAUUAAUAGUAGUGAAUUUUAUAUUGAUAUAGAAUAGGAAGAGUUGAGAUCUUUUUAUGGGUUGGGAGAUUCUCAAAGAGCUAUUUUUGCGGAAAAUAUAUUGGAUUUAUCAUACUUAAGGGAAGAGCUUUUAUUAUUGAAGAGAUGAACGAAUAAAAAAUAUUAUUGCCUACCAUUGUUUUACGAGGAAAAAUACAGUCCAUAAUUUUUACUUUAUGGUUGUACACGAUGAUAAUAGGUAAUUUACUAGAAUAAAGUACUUGGAAUUGAGACUUACCUAAUUAGUGAUCAAUUGUUACAUUGUUUGUCAAUUAAUAAAUAUCGCCUCUUAUGCCAAAGCUUCUGUACUAAGAUUAUUUAGUAAACCUAAUAGAGUUGUUAAUUUACUAAAUAUAUGCUAUGUCACAUUUUAUCCAUAUGAUUAUCAAAUCGAAAGAAAAUUAAAUAUUGUAGAAAUGUGUACGAGUCUCCAUGACUAUUCUCAAAGAGGUUGACCAUGAUGCAUACGAGUCUCCAUGACUCGUUGGUCUGAUAAAUUAGCACUUAUUCAAGGUGGAAUUAUAAAAUCUCAAAUUUUAAUUGUGUUAAAAAUAUUCAAGGAUUCUACCAAAAAAAACUAUUCAAGGAAAACAUUAUAUAAAGUGUGGAAGUGUGGAAGUAUGCUACUUUAAUGUUUUUCCUAGCUAGGAUGAAUAGAAAAUAUUCAGGGAGAGAAUUAGAUAAUAUAAUUGGCCAAAUGUCAAAUAACCAUUCAAAUAAUUAUUUUGGCGAAAUACUUUAUGCUAAGGCUGGAAGUUCGGAUUGAUAGGCUCUUUUUUGUUUUGUUAGGAAGAAUAUAAAAAUCAAUAUUAAGUAUAUUUUACCAUAAUUAUCUUCGAGAUAUGGAUGAUCCGAUGGGAAGUGAAAAAAAUUCAAUAGUAUUUAUUAAUAAUAAUAAAGGUAUAACGAGGUUUGGUCAUUUGUAGUGGAGGUUCUUUUAUGUUUUGUUCUUCAAUUGUAGUGAGAGUUCAAGUUAAUUUGAAAUUCACAUACUUAGUUAAUAUAAAUAUAAUAAUUCAUAUACUUAUUUAAUAUACAAUCAUAUUAUUAAUUAUUAUAAUUAUAGUUCAUAUACUUAAUUAAUACAUAAUAAUAUUCUUAACUAAUAUUCUUGAUUAAUAUAAUAAUUUUAAUUAAUAACAAAUAUCAAAUUGGUACAAUAUGUUACAUUUUUUACAAAGUGUUAGUCUAAAUAUUAGAAUAUGUAACACAAGUUAUUUUAUUGUACAAGUGUUGCAUAUUAUUAACAAUAUGCAACAAAAAUUAUCAUGCUGCUGAUUUGUGUUGCAUAAAAUAUAUAUUAAGGGACACAAAAUGAAAGUGUUGCAUAAGAUAUAUAUUAAGCGACACAAAAUGAAACUGUUGCCUAUAUUUAUUUUAUGCAACACUUUUUAGAAGUGUUGCAGGACGAGUGUUGCAUAAAGCCACUUUUCCCGUAGUGGGCUCAGUGUGAUGAAGGAAUGUUCUGGACGAGUGGGUUUGAAUUUAGUAAUAUAAAAAUGAAAAAAUCUUAAUGUUAUCUACGUACAUUGUACAUUAUUUAUUAGAAACAAUUAAACAAAGGAGAGAAAAGAAGAUAACAAUGAGGUAUGUAUGUGUGAGGAGACAAAGGAGUGGCUCGACGAGUUGACUUACAAUAUAUAACUACUCUACAACGUUAAAUUUCUGAUAUUUAUAUAUUUAUGUAUUGUUAAUAAUUUUAAAUAUAAUUAUUGUACUUAAAUAAUUCAACGCGCAGUCAAGUAAUUGAAGAAAUCGACCAUUAAUUCAACGACAAAUUAUUGAUUUUUCAAACUCAAAAUUUUCGAAGCAUAAAAAUUAAGAAAGCAUAUUGUAAUUCAAAAUAAGAGAAUUUUACAAUGCUAUAUAGUAUGGGUGCUAUAAGUUUUUGCCUUUAUGGUAUAAUUUGAAAUUGUACCUUUAUCGUUAUAGUACAACUUCAGAUUGUACCUAUACUUUUUUCACAAAUUCAUUUAUGGUACAACUUGUACUUGUACCUUUAUGUGAUGGUACGUACAACUUCAAGUUGUAAAAUUGUACCAUAACAUAAUGAUACAAAUUGUUUUAUGAUACAACAUAAACUUAUACAUUUAAUGGUAUGGUACAACUUCAAGUUGUACAUUAAAAUACCAAUACUAUAUAGCAUAGUAGAAGUGCUCUCAAAAUAAACCGACAUAUUAUGCGAUUUGAAACGAUAAGGAUAUACAGAGAGAUUCCAAACAAACCCCAUAUAUCUCCGACACAAUGACAGACUGCAAGAAACCAUCAUUCCUGAAAAGAAUACACAUAGAACGAUCGGCUAUACCAUAUAUAUCAACUGCUGUUCUUGCUUUUAGUGUUCCUGUUCUGCCUUGUUUUGUUUUGUUGGGCUGAAAUGAAAGUGAGACCAACAAAUGAAAUUACCUUCUUUGACAGAGUGACGGAGAAACGGGUCGGGUCGGGGACAACGCAGCAUGGGGGAAACCUGGCCAAUCAGAGAGCCCACAGUACCAUAUGCUCUUAUUAAUUCUCUUCUCUUGGUGUUUGCCCUAGGACACGUGUUGAUCCUUUUUCUCCGUCCAACCCCUCUUUCCAUAAUUAUCGCCUCCACUACCUAGCUCCAUAUCUCUCUCCAAGAAACCCACCUCCACCGGAGAAAAAAAAGCCACAGACUGACAGAGAGCAUAGCAAGAACAAGAUCGGAGAUAUGAACAGCGGCGGAGAACCAUCCAGCUGGCGCAUGAUAAGCUGGUCAACCAACCACGGCGGGUUUGGAUCGGUGCAAGACGUCGGUCCGACGAUAACCAACCGGAUCAUGCUCCGUUUCCGCCCCAUCGCCCCCAAACCCGCCAACCCAGAUCCCUCCGCCACGGCCUUAGCAAACAGUUACAAGCCCAGGAAGAAGCGAAAGUACCUUAGGGUUCGCAAGAGCAAUAGAUCCGUCAAGAAAAAGGACACGUCAGCUUCAUCGUCGUCGCCGGAUCCUAAAUCCUCAAACCACGUCGUCACCCUCCAGCUCCUCCCGGAGAAAGGCCACCCGCCUAAGGAACAAGAAGCAGCAGCUGUAGAUCGGAACAUGCUCUCGUCGUCGUUGCCGCCGAGACAGUGCAACCUGGAUCUCACCGUGGCCGCUUCUGCAGCCGAGGAUGACAAUAAUAAUAAUAAUAAUAAUAGUUAUUAUUACCAUCACGGCACAGAUCUGGUGACGUGGCGGCGGGGGCAGGAGGUGGAGGAGUCGUGGGUGACGGUGGAGUCAGCGGCGGAGAUCUCGUCCUCCUCCGCCUUCGGUUGCUGCAUGGAUCUGGAGGAAGUGAAGAUCCGCUUGGAUGGGGACACGUGUCCAGGGUUCGUAUCGGACGGCUGCAACCGGGUGGUGUGGGUGAACGGCGCCUACAGGAGGAUGGUGGGGACGGCGUCCGUUGUGAGGGUGGUGGUGGUGAUGAAGGAUGAUAAGGUGGCGGCGUCGUUUCAUCGCGAGGUUGGAGGAGGAGCGUACACGUGUUGGGUGAGGGUGAGAGGGGCGACGUGGAGGAAGGAGAUGGUGCCGUGUGACGUUUGGAGGGUGGAGAAUGGUGGGCUUGCAUGGAGGCUGGACGUUGAGGCCGCCCUCACCCUUGGGCCGGGUUCAGAAAUUGAUUUGGUUACUCAAGGAACCCGAAUUGCUCCUUGAAAGCAAUAACCUACCAAGGUAACUUAACUAUAAAAUGUGGAGUAUUUAUUCUUGAUUUCUUUCUUUCUUUCUUUCCUCUUAAAUAGGACUAACCUAUCUUCCAAAUCCACCUGUAUAUAUAUAUGCCCAUUCUCAAAGGACCACACACAAUGACAUGGUAGGGAUGGAGGGGUGGGGAUGGAUAUUGAUGAGGUGGCGGCUGGUUUAUUUGGGUUCUUGAUAUGAUAUCAUUUAGCCAAUUUUUAGUUCAUAAUUUACACCGAAGAGAAGUUAAAUUGACAGUUUACUUCGACUCAACGCAAUACUUUAGAUUUAGGACGUUUGACUAAAAAAAUAGGUUCAUGAUAUAUACAUAUAUAGACAUACUAAGAAUCUAAGAUGUAAAGGAUAAUAUGUUGGGUAUUUUCAUGAUGAAUAGCUCUUAUUAUUAUUAUUAUUUAUUAUUAUCAAACCCCUAGGAUAUGACUGGAGGAUGAAGACAGGUGGAUAGCAUAUGAGAGGAGACUCGUUGUUAUCAUAGGACAAGCGGCUUAUUGGUUCGUCCCAUUAAUGUUGUUUGUUUGUGAUCAAACUAAUAAUCAACUAAUAAACCAGACAGAUUCAACCAAACCCACUUUAUUAUAAAUACAAAAAUGUAGGUACAAUAAACAAUAACAUGCCUAACUAGCUAGUUAGAUAUAGCUACUUGAUAGCUAAGUUAAGUACACACACAAAAAGGAUAACUAGCUAGCUACCUAGGGAUGAUUGUAUUAACAAUAAGAAUAUUAAGUAGCAUAUACAUAAUUAAGUUCACCUUCAUAAAAAGAAAUUAUCAAGACCACCAAAUUUUGUUUCUCAACAUACAAAUAGAGAGCAAAGUAAGAUGAUAUGAGAAUUGGACACAAUAUAUGGUACGUCCAUAUGUGGUAUAGGCGUCCAAACUCAAAAUCUAAUAGAUUUUGGUUUAACAAUGGAGAGUGAAUUUGUUCUUGCUCGUAUAUAUCUUCAUGAAUUCAUGAUAAACUUAAAACUUCCACCACAAUACUGUCUAACUCUUUUUAUUUCUUAUAUACUAAGAGGGCAGGGGCGGAGCUACCUUGUUCUUCGGGAGGGCCCCGGCCCCCCCGAGAAUUUUGAAGAUGGCGUGUAAAAAUAUCGAGAAUUUUGGAAAUUCUGAAGAAACUAUCUAUUAUACAAUUACAGUUCCGCGAAAAAAUGUUGAUCUUUGACUAGCUCUAGUCCAGCGGAAAGCAGCUCUUAGUAUCUUCCAGGUACUCAGGUUCAAUCCUUGGCAUAACCAUAUUUUUGCAGAUUUUCUCUUUUUGGUUUAAUUUUUGCUUAAAAUUUGAAUUAACUACUUAACUUUUGUACUUCAUCUUCAUAUAUUUUCUAAUUUUAAAGUUCAAACCAGAUAAUUAAAGAUGAAGUAUGCUGGUCAUUUACUAUUUAUUUUGAAUAGACCAUUACAUAAAAUUUGAGUUUAUAACACAUGUUUAUAUCUUUUAAUCAUCUAAAAUAUUGCUUGGGUUUCUAAAACACUGUUUGGGUUUCUAUAAUGAAUGAAUUAUUAUUAUUAUUUAUCUUCUUUGAACAUUUUGAUGGAUACUAUAAAACAAAGUUCGCCCCCCCCCCCCCCCCCCCCCCCCCCCCCGAUCUCUAGAUACUAGCUCCGCCCCUGUAAGAGGGCACUUAUAAGUACGUUGAGAGUACUACGUGCAUGAUGCAUGGGGGGGUUUGAGAGGGGGGACACAUAUAAAAUGAGCAAGUUGUGGGGAAAUUGGGUUUUUUUAAUGAAAAAUAUUGUCUAAUACUAAGCCAUAUAAUACCGUCUUUAAGGAAUAAGAUGCUUAUGUAAUGGCAAUUUGGCACUAAAACACUUUAGAAUGUCUAACUAGCUAUUAAAAAAAGAAGAAGAAGGAAUUUUUAACUAGUAGUACUUGAACUUAUCUCUAGACUCUAAUACCGCUAGUUAUUAUCAUGAUGAAGUUAAUUAAGAUUUUUGCUUUAUUUGUCAACGGAUAAAUCAAUUAAAAUUAAAUUGUGGUUUCGAUCCAUAUCAGCUAAAUCUUACAGAUUUGUGUUUAGAUCCAAAAGUUCCACUCUAGAUAUCAAAUUUUUGUUGUUUAAUUUGAAAAUAUAAUAAAUCUUCAUAAUUUAUGAAACAAUCUUUCAAGUGGGCAAUAUAUAAGUUUUUGAGAACAUUUGAGUCGCUUAUAGUUUAGAAUUGCUAAUUAGUAAUGCCAAAUUUUUUAUGCAUUAAUUGUUUCUUGGUUGUUGUUUGAGAUAUAUAUGCAUCUAAUAUCUUAGGGCGUGUUUGUAUAUGAUACAUUCUCGAUUUUUGAAUGCAUAUGAGGUACUAGGGGUGAACAAGCACACCCGCAAACCGACCCACCCGUCCAACCCGACCCAACCCACCCGUAUUUAUCGCUAAAACGAAGGUUUUGGGUUGGGUGAGGGUUUUCUUUUGUACAACCCGCCUCUAUUGGGUUGGGUUUGGAUUUUGGAUUACACAACCCGUAGAACCCGACCCAACCCGUGUUCCAAUUAUUGGUAUGAGUUCGUAUCCAAAAAAAUAUUUAUGUCAUAUAUAGUCAUACUUAUGAGAAAAUUAAGAUAUUUUGCCAUGUUUAAUAUACCUAUGAUUCACGUAAUUCUUUUUCUUGUGUACAAUUUUAAUAGAAUAACAUAUUAUGGAUGCGUUCAUUUGUAACCUUUUUAGCCUAUUUCAACAAAUGUCGUGAAAAAAAACUAGACAUAAGUUGAAGUAAAUAAAAUUUUAUUAAAAUUCAAACAAUAUUUGUGAAUUUUGAUACCUUUCACCUCGGUUUAUUCGUUUGAAUUUUUAAUUUGUUAUAAAAUAUUUUUAUGGUGUAGAAUAAUUACAUAUUUUGUGUUGGGUUGGGUUUUUACUUAAAAAUAUCGCCAACCCGACCCAACCCAAUUAGAAACAAACCGUAGGGUUUAAAUUUUUUUGGGUGGGUUUGGGUUUAAUAUUUCUCAAACCGUAGUGCAUGGGUCGGGUGAUUAAAAUGUCUAAACCCGGACCACCCGACCCAUGUACACACCUAUGAGGUACCUUAUUUCAUACUCAGCAUUCGAUUAUUUUUACAUCUAAAAACAAACUCGAACUUGUUCCAAUUGUAUAAUUAUGAACAACAAAAAAUGUGAUUUUUUUAAGAGAAUAGCAUUUAGGACUUGAUUGACUCAUAUUUUUUUAAAUUUAUUGGUACAAUGUUAGAAAUUGAAAUUCCAAAAAUGACCACUAUAAAUGACAUAUAUGAGUAAAAAUGUAAGAAUUAAUUGUGAUUCUAAUUAAUCUCUGUCAUUAUGUUAAACAAAGGGUCCAUCCUUCAAAUGUAUGACUCAUGCACCCUUUACACUUUUCUAAUAUUCUACCAAGAAACCAAAACCAAACUCCCAAGUCCCAACUAUACAUAUAUAUACACUCUUUCAACCAAUGAUCACUUGUUGCACCUUGUUUACCAGCUCCAUAUGUAUGCAUAUUCUUUUAUUUCUCUUCUUCCACCAUAAUCUUGAUUACUUUUCUUCCAUUUUGAAUUGCUUUAAAUAUAUAGUGAAGUAGUCAACGAUGAUGAAGAACCUCUUCUUCAUACUGAUGGAUUCAUGUUAACGAUUGGUCUUUUGUUCCAUUGUAGCUAGAUGCCUCUUUUCACGAUCGAUGAAUAUCGAUGAUUGAUCGUAUGGAGACAGACUUCGUCGAAGUGUACAUAUGUUACUGCAUACGUUAUAUUUGUUAGAUGUUAUUCAAAAUUUACCAAAAUGGUGGCAUUCAGUUGUUGAAGCUGCAGCUUGAUCUGCAGUCGGUGAUCGCUGGUUGAAUACCGAAUAUGGUGUAUAGACCAAGAAAAGCUCAACUGUGAAUUGUACAUAUAUGUUCAUGCUUGUGGUCGUUGUGGACCUUCGAAAACUUGAAGACCUUUGAUCAAACGUACAAAGUUGUAUUUUUAGAGAAGAUAACUUGAUGUUCUUAUGUGGAAAAGAUGGCAGGACCAAUUAUAUGUAUCAACGUUCUACAAAUUGCAUGAUAUAUGUUUGAGAUUAUUGGUAUUUAAUUGAAUGGUUGUGCAGGUCCAUCAUAUGUCACACUUAUGUCAAUCUUUGGGCAUUGAUCUUUUGACCAUGAAGGUUGUGACACCAUGUUCAAUAAUUAAUUAUAUACAACUUAUUUUGUAAUAGAGGAAUGAGAUAAAGAUUUAAUACGGAUAUAUGUAUUAUGCUCGUUAAAUUAUGAUAUAACAAUACAAUCAAAUGAUGCUAUGAUCCUACUAGCUGUGCCUAGUAAGAUUUUCAAUCAAAUUAGGACCCAUCAAUUUCUUCGUACUCAAUUGAAAGUCAAUCCAUGAACUCAUAUCUUGUGAUUAUUAAUAUCGGAAUUCUAAGGAUUCGAACACAAACCCUUCUAUAAGUCAUCAACUCUAAUACCACAUUUGACAACAAUAUAAUUUUGAUAACUCAAAAGUAGUUAUGAAGCUCGAAUAUAAACUUCAUAUAAUUGUUCUUCAGAAAAUAAGUAAUUGACAAGAACAAGUAAUAGACUUCCUAAUAUCACAAUGUCUAUAUCCAAGAGGAUAGAGCUAGUAAGGCUGAUCACCAACAUCAAAGAGGGCAAACAUUGCCAUUUUUUUCAUAUAACAUAACACUGCAUGAAGGCCAUCAAUAUUGUUAUGGUUCAUAAGUUCAUUUUCGGGCCCAGUGGGCCGGGCCGACGGAUCAAAUCAAAACUCCCAGUUAGAAUAAAUUUGAGCUGAAAAGAUUGCAAACAAGCCCACCGUUGCGCUUGAGACUCUGCUCCUCUGAUCUCUUCCAUUUACUCAGGAAGGAAAACCAACCAGGUGGCAUCCUAAUCUUAGUGGACGUUGAACAGAAUUGCGUAUCCUAGAGAACCACUUUGACAUUCCUCUCCUUCUACUCAAAUUAACGUCAUGGUCGAUUAAGAUCAGACACAUGCAACCAUGCAAUAUGCCAAGACUUUGAUUGUUGAUCGUUUCUUUAAGUUUCCAUGAAUUAUAUAAAAAAAAAAACUUGAAAAGAAGUAACGCAAAAAUAAAUGAAAAUUAAUUUUGACA
Molecule: messenger RNA, 9493 nt
Organism: Linum trigynum
Lineage: Eukaryota; Viridiplantae; Streptophyta; Magnoliopsida; Malpighiales; Linaceae
Source: the annotation of a GenBank genome assembly